Penicillium paradoxum is the source of this 600-nucleotide messenger RNA. RefSeq lists its product as uncharacterized. Lineage: Eukaryota; Fungi; Ascomycota; Eurotiomycetes; Eurotiales; Aspergillaceae. The record is from RefSeq and is a predicted model, not a curated record. The transcript has a single exon. Bases 1 to 600 code for a protein of 199 amino acids.
AUGCAAUUCAAUAUCCUCCUGAUCCUGUCCACGCUGGCAGCCCUGAGCACCAAUGCCACAGCCGCCGUCAUCCGUGACAGCAAUAGUAUCGCUAUCCAACACCCAACUCCCACCCCGGACUCAAUCCACACGCCCAUCCCAACCAGCAAGGCGAUCCGCACCCUGCAUAGGAGACUUGCCCCGGCAACCCCCUGCCCAUCGGGCACACCGGCCCCAAUAAUUGCCCCAAUCCCAUCUGGCACGCCUGUCCGUACCCUGCGCAGAAGAAUUGCCUCGCCAGCCCUGUACCCAUCUAGCACGGCUAUCCCACUCAACCAGCCUCUUGCAUCCAGCUCUCCCACUCCCGUCCUGCGGAGACGAAACGCCCAAUCCGCUUACCCUUCUCAAACACCUGUCUCCACCCCCGCUCCCGAGGCUGAUGCCCCUGCUGGUCCGCCUGCUAGUGCCCCUGCUGACGCCCAGGCUGGCUUCCCUGCUAAUGCCCAGGCUGGCUCUCCUGAUAGCGCCCAGGCUGGCUCCCCUGCUAAUGUCCCUGCUAGUUCAGGGGAUAUCUCGCAGCUGGGAAAUCUGCUGGCAGGCUUGAUGGGCGGGCCUGCUUAA